Molecule: messenger RNA, 10266 nt
Organism: Varroa destructor (honeybee mite)
Lineage: Eukaryota; Metazoa; Arthropoda; Arachnida; Mesostigmata; Varroidae
Biological process (GO): regulation of transcription by RNA polymerase II
Cellular component (GO): nucleus
Molecular function (GO): DNA-binding transcription activator activity, RNA polymerase II-specific; RNA polymerase II cis-regulatory region sequence-specific DNA binding
Source: RefSeq, a predicted model, not a curated record
AUACAUUGUCAUAGCUAGACAAAACAUGCUGGGAAUCUGUACACAUUUGCUAGUUGGAACUAAGAACUGGUUACUUCGCUUACAUUAGGAGACAGACGAACGAUUGCAUAAGGCAGCUGCCACACGAAGCAUCGCUCCGUCCAUCAAAAGACGCUCAACAUAUUUCACCCAUGUGUACUUGAUCAUCACUGAGCCUGAUUUGAGGUUUAAGUGUGUUUAGUGUUAUUUCUUAGCGUUAUUGCUAUUUUUAAUAAUGGUUAUAGCGGCGUUAUUAGCUAAACCCGUAGUGGUCAUAGUAUGAGAAAUUGUUUAUGUGAGCACGUUUAUCUACGACUGGUGUGUUAUGCACACACACGGCCUAGUGUAGUGUCCAUAUGUUGCUGUGGAGAGUCACGUCCAAGGCGCGGUCGCGAAGACUAAAAAACUUCGAAGCUUGAAUGAACCUGAAGCUUUCAGUCUUAACCGACGCCACCGCCGCGCUAGCACAACCGUCACCGAUUCGAUAUCACAGCCUUUAUUUAGCCUUGGCCUAGACCUUCUGCCAGUGACCACAUCCUUCGCCGAUAGUCACCUGCGUUAGGUGUACCCCAUUCCGCGCCUUAAGAUUGUUAUGUGAGUCGUCUCCUAUUACGACGGACGAGAUCGCGCAGUGCACAUGCUUAAGAUAUUCUUUAUAGUCUCUUUUUUUCGGAACCAUCACAAGUUUCCCCUCUUCUUCGCCACCUUUUACCGCUGUGCACCCUUUUUUCGGAAUGAACUGCAGAACUUGCUACAGUAUGUGUGUCUAUGUAUGCACUUUGUCGUUCUGAUCGUAGUUCCCAAUGCUUCGAAAUGACGAAAUUUCGGGCCUGCAAGUCCUUCUGUUUCUUGACUGUCCCUUCCCGUCUAGAUUCGCCAACUUAUUCUCGCUCGCUUUCGUACGCACAUGCAUGUAGACUAUGAUGACGAUCUCUGUAUAGAUAUAUAGACCCAUAUACAUAUAUAUGUGUAUGUGUGUGUCUUAGACGGCCAGUGAUCGGCCAGCCGACAGCGGUUCGUAAUGCAUCGGCAGUGUCCGGUACUUCGACGGCGUUCAACUGGUCAGAAGAAAAUGAAACAAGAAGGAGCGGGCAGAAGUGUCCAGCUGUUCAAGGCAUCGCCACUACUCUUAUUGCUGUCGAUCCUUCCGCUGAUGCUAAUGUUUCUCUGUACUGUUACAGCCGUCACUACCAUGGACGCAAAACCUACUCCGAAGAUAGCAGUAGCAGUUGCCAGGAUGAAGGAGAGUACGGACGCUGGUGGCAACGGUGGCGGGGGCGGCCUUGGGGGCCCAACAAUGCUACCUUACCGGUUGGGACUGGCGCAGUUCUUCAACUUGUCGUUUCCGACGUCCACGCUUGCCGAUACCCAGCCACCGACAGCGUCGUCUACGACUGGCGAUGAUUUGAUUUUACCCCUUCCUUCAGGCACCAAAACAGGCAAUGGCACGAGUGGUAGAUCAGCGAAUUCGCCGACAAACGGCUCUUCGAGUGCGGCAAACGCUGCCGCUAACGGACAGAAUCGAGACAAGUUGUUCCAAUGUGGCGUGUGCAGUCGCUCAUUUGGCUACAAGCACGUGUUGCAGAACCACGAACGGACCCAUACGGGUGAGAAGCCCUUCGAGUGUAAGGAGUGCAAGAAACGAUUUACCAGGGACCAUCAUCUCAAGACACAUAUGAGGUUGCAUACCGGCGAAAAGCCAUACCACUGUACGCACUGCGAGCGACAGUUUGUGCAGGUGGCUAAUCUGCGUCGCCACCUGCGAGUGCAUACAGGCGAAAAACCAUACGCCUGUGAACUCUGCUCUUCGAAGUUCAGCGACUCCAAUCAGCUCAAAUCACACAAUUUAAUUCAUAAAGGAGAAAAGCCGUUUACGUGUAAUCUAUGUAUGGGUAGAUUUCGUAGGCGACAUCAUCUUAUGCACCACAAAUGCCCCAAGGACCCGAACGGUCAGGCGGUGGUAUCGAGCAACGAUCUCGGCUCGUCAUCCCCCCCAUCGCCGGACUCUCCCGUGUUGUCCUCCCUAUCCCUUGUGUCGGUCGGGUCGCUCGGGGCCAAAAGUCCGCCCCCUCCGCUCACCUCCUUUGACUCAACCCACACAUCGCCCACCGCCGCCCAGGUUACCAGUAUGCCUCCGUUUACGCAGCUCUUGCGUGGCUCCGACAUCUCGACAACCGAACUACUCCGACAAUUCCAGUCACCUCUUCCGCUAACGAGUUUGACACCGCCGACGCCCAGCUCGCCAACGCUUCCCGCCCUCUUGCCAAUUCCGCCCGCACACCUUCAGCUGCUCCAGGCGCAGGCUGCUCAGGCGUCCCAGGCUCGGACGCAACAGCCGCCUUCGCAACUGAUGGCCAGCCUGGUCACACUUGGUACGGGCGCACUGGCUAAUAUUAAACUGCCAACUUCCGCCGAGAAGGUGAGCCGUCGAAAACCUAAACACACGGUGCGCAUCCUAUCGGCGGAACAACAACGCGAGCUGUUCGUCGCACAUCGUCCACCCGACUCCGUGCAAACGGAACCCCUUGAUAUGAGCGCAAAGAAAGGCGGCUUCGUCCUAGGGGACGUGCUGCGGAACAACGGCGCCGACAAGUUGGGUCGCGACAACGACAAACUGCCAACGUCGACCGGUAUCGACGGCGUGCUUGACCUAUCCAGCUCGCGUUCGUCAAGUCUGCGCAGCGACAGUGAGCUGGAUGCGGCCAGCAGCACGGCGGGGCACCCGUUCCCUGACGAUGAUCAGAGCUCGUUGACGCCGGACCCGCACGACAGCCAUGAAGUUGAGGCCGACACUGCCGGAGAUCGGGACAUCGGCACGAUGUACGAUCGCAUGCACCAUCGCAUCAGUCGCCACCAACACGAUCCCCAUCACAACGAUCAUGAGCAUGAUACAAUGGUUGAUGAUGAUGAUGAUGAGGACGGCGACGAGGCCAUGAUGGAGUCAGAAGGCUCCGAAGGCGAUUUGUCGCUGCGAAAGUCGCUCACUCCUAUCAAUCCACUUGGUGGGGGCCGACACUCGAAUCAGCCGCAGGCCGGCAAACAAGUCGAAGUUAGCUAGACGAACUGCCAGGAGUGGCAGUGCUCAAUCGAGAAGCGCGCGAGCGCGUGUAUGUGUGGUGUGUGGAAAAAAAUGAGAAAUAGAAAAAUAUGAAUCGAUCGACUUAUUGUCGAAUGGUGGUUGAUGCAUAACGAAGGAAUGAUAACACGAUGAAUACGAAAAGAAAAUGGCAAAUGUCGAAUGAAGAGCGUACUACGUAAGGAAAGGUGGAGCGCUACAUACGGCGGGCGGAGUGUGACCCACCAGCCUCCCUCGAACACCAAAAGGCUGUGCAAUCAACACCCCCUUGGGGGGAACCACAUUCCCAUCAAUGAAUUAAUAAUAACAAUAGUAAUUAGUGUUAUACAACAAUAUAUUAGUUGUGAGUAGUCGCUAUAUAUAUAUAUAUAUAUAAAGACGGAAAGGCAAAAACUUUAAGGAAGUGCACGUCUGCCCAGCCCGCCCUUCCGAAUUUUAUCUAUUCUGUUUUUAUUUUUUCCUCUAUUUCCAUCAGCACUUUCUCAUCCUCAUAACAACUCAGCCUUUCUUUCGCACCUUGUAGUUUCCCAUAAUGGUCACUGUUAUUGCCAUGAAACUCCUAUUUCUACCUAGUUAUAUACCACCCCAUUCUCUGCGUAGUUGACCCCAUUCUCUUGGAUUGACGCAAGUGCCCUUUGAUGGCAUCGUGCGCGCUAUUGCCGCCAGCGUGAACCCACGAAAGGCGGCCUUCGAUGUGCUCACUGCUUUAUCGUUGCUUUGACACGAUAAUAAUAUUAAUGAUAACGUGUACAGACGAAUGACUAUACAAUUCUGGAAGGUAAGAAAAAUUGAUAGUAGACGAUAAUGAUUAUAACACUGAAGGUAACAUUGCUAAUAAAAAGUAUAUUAAUAAAUGCACCCGAGAAUGCGCAUACAGCGAGCGUUAACAUGAAGAGCGUAUAUAUAUACAUAUAUAUAUAUAUAUAUAUAUAUAUAUAUAUAUAGAUUUUUAUUUAUAUAUAUAUAUAUAUAUAUAUAGAAUAGAAUAUUAAAAAUAUGAAAAAUGGAGCCAUGCGGAAAUGGAGGAAGAAUAAUCGAAGUAAAAGAGCGACAGACAAAAAAUGGUAUUAAUUAAAAGGGAAAGGGGCAUAUGAAUACUAGAAAUAGUAAUUAUAAUGAAAGAUGAUGACCACUGUGUUGCUAGAUAUUGUCUAUGUAGAAGUAAUCAGAGAGAAGAUUAUUAUGUUUGUAUGUAGAGAGAACGAGAAAGAAAGUCUAUAUUAACGCGUAGCGCCGCCAUCGUUUGCAUUACAACCGUUUGUCUACACUUGUCGCAAAUCGUCAAGCGACGGUGGACGUGCGCGCACAACCUCUACGUUGACGUGGAGUCUACGGGUAUAUUUUCAAUGUAUCUAAUGAAAUAACGACGAAAGACAUCUACACUAACGAUAACAAUAGAAAUACUAACCAAAUAUAUUAACGAGAUACAUUACUCAUAAACAAAAUUUAUAAACACAACAGACAAACCAAUCAAAACUUAUCGAAGUAGAAAGGGGAAGCAAGAGCUAAUAUUAAAAAAGUAAAGCUGAUAUAAAAUAAUUAAUGUGAAAGACUUGUCCUAUUGCCGUUUCUAUGUGAAUUCGUGCGUUUUUUGUUAGCGUUUGUGAAAAAAUAAUAAACCGUUAUUAUUUUGUAGUUGAGAAUAUUUGUCAUAGCAAUACCUGUAAAGCAUAUACAUGGGAACUGGCACUUACCCACUAUAAAAUUGUGGUUGACCUUAUUGUGCUCCUGAACUGAGUUGAAUCUGAAUGAGGUUAAUUAGGACAUAGAUACGUUCGUACGAACGAACAACCAAAACCAAUAAAAAGAUAGAGCAGAAAAUAAAAACGUCUACAGAGUUCAUGAAACCAACAAUUAAUCAAAAGCUGUUCUAUUGCUACAAUUGAUGGAAUCGACAUCAACGACAGUCCAUAUUGUUUAUUCAAGUCUUGCUAUUAUUGACAGUACCUUGUCUUUUCAACAGCACCUUUCAACACCAUCACAAUACAUGUACACGCCCACACACUCACAUUCACAUGCAUUGAUAAAUCAAUCAAUCAAUCAAUCAAUAAAAUCAAAUAUUGAAUCUGACACAUCAAAACAUGAGGCGAAAAAGAGAGAAAGAGUUAUGGAGAUAUGGGAAGCACUGUUUUUUUAAACUAAACGCGCCCCUAAACCCUGCCUGUCGUCUCGUGCGAGUCCAUAAUCUUAACGUUGUUGAAUGUCCAGCAUAAGCCUCAUUAUCCAAUCCGCUGUCUCCUACACAUGACCAGCUCACGUAACUAGUUGAUGAGCUCACCAAGCUAUCAUGCUGAAAAUAAAAUUUGUGGAACUUCUAUGUUUAUUGUACUGAAUUGACGCUAGUUAAUCGAAAUUAACUAAAACAAAAGCUUACGUCUCAUAUGGUCGAUUACAAGUAUCUAUUAGGGUCCUUAUUUGGAUGAAGUUCAAACAUAUCGGCAUUGAUGACGACGGCUAUAUAGCGCGACAGGUAAUUCAACCAAAUUAAUUUUUUACUAUUAAGAUAAGUAAGAAAAAACGACGAAAAAUAAGAUGCGACAACUUACUGAAAGCUCGCGUAAAAUGCCCGCAUGAUAUCUGGACUUGUUACCACCCACCCUCUGAUCUAUUAGAGUUUCCUGUUAGGAGCAAUCGUUUUCAAGUGUAGCGAGACGGUGGAUGUCACCAGCUGCGGCCUGCGGCAUCAUGUCUGAGCUUUUCUGCUGCGGUGCUCCGCGGUAUGUGUCCUCCCGGAGCACUGAAGGAAAAAAAGGAGUGUCGGAGGCAUUUCUACUAGCACGGGCAAUGCUCGUCAUGUUAAGCAAUGGACGCACUCUCUAGUCACCGCUUACCACUCCGUGCCCGAUUAAUACAACACUUGUGUCGUUAUCGCUAACUGCUGGCUAUAUACACGUACUGCUAUUAUUAUAACACCCUGAGCAUAGAUAUAUAUACAUAUAUAUAUAUAUAUAUAUAUAUAUAAUGAUGAUAACAGCUACGGCUUGUAAUAUUAUAAACCAAUUAUAAUCGAUUAAUAUUAUGGUAACGAUGAUGGUGAUUAUGAUAAUUGCGACGGCUAUUAUUCUUAUAAACUAUUGUCGACAGAGAACGAAAGGGAACUAACAGAGGAAACUUGAAUUAGACAAUGGCCAACAACAAAUAAGAACUCCUUGAAUAAAAAAACGUGUGCUGUCAACAUUUAUUAUGUUUAUUACUACUUCUACUGCAACAUCAUAAUGUGAGCAUCACGACAACAGAAGCGGAUCGAUUAGCAAAUCAAUUCAUUGGCCUAGUAACAGCUAUCGAUGAAGAAAUUCAGGAAAGAUAAGGCUGGUAACGGGAACUGCUAAAUUUCUAUUUACUUGAUAAUGUAGUAUCAAGGCCGUUAACGGCGACAAUGGAAAAUUGUAAUGGAGGCUGGCUUGGUUGCUUCAUAACAGACGCAAAUAAUAUGUAGAGAAAGGAACAUUGAGAAGGACGGCAUUAAGCAGUAGUAUGAUAAGGUAUCGUAUGAUGACGGCUCGACUUCAUGCUAUGAGCGCCCAUCGAAUUACCACGCCAAAUUAGCAAACAUUAUAAAUAUAUAUUCGCGAUUUCCGUAUAUAGGAAUGUGAAGAUUUUCACAAGCGGAUUGUUUGAUACGAUUGGCCGUCAAUGAAAGCAUAGUAUAAAACGAAUGGAUACAUGUUACUUAAACCGGGGGAGAUUCGAGAUUAACAAAGUUAUCAUUGAAUAGCAACUUAAGAAUAAACUAAUCGAGCUCACCGUUUAUAUGUGAGUGACACUCUCCCACACCUUUAAAGACGAUCGAUACAGCUACACAGUCAAUCAAACGCAUUGUAGAGAAAUUCUAAAGGGACAAACCCACGACUUCACAAUCAGCAAAUAAAAGGCGCGGGCAAAAAAGAAAGAGAUUAGCUUGACGUUAUCACAAGGUGAACAGCGACGUUUAUUUACAUAUACCUGCUCGAUUCAGUGAAUCUAAACUGAAUAAAGUUUAGUAAAGCGAUAUGCGGCAUUGUAACUCGACGGUGACCUUCGCACCUCAUUCUGUGUUUCUUUACUACGAUCUGUCAAUUUUCAUGCGUACGAGCGGAUAAUAACAGGAAUUAACGAUAAUGAUAUUAAUAAAUAAUUACAAUUACUAAAACCCCAAAAAAUGGAAAAUAAAAACAAAAAACUGUGUGUCCGCUACCCGGCGCUCUUUAACUGUCUGCCUACCGCCUGGUAGGACUUUUAUGUAACAAUGAGCAUUAUUAUUACUAUUAUUAUUAUGAUCUCUGUACUUUAUACAACAUGUUGUAAAUAAAGUUAUAUUUUCAAAAAUAUACUCUAUCGGGAUGCUUAUUUGAUGUAUAUGAUAGUUCACGGAAUUUUCUGGAAAUUUAGGGCUAUAAAAAAUUGAAGGUUCAUCUGAUGACCAUAACAACAAGGGUCUGUGCCACCCACACAAAGCAAACAGGUUUUAACAACGAAAGGCAUCAAACCCUCUGCGAACGUGAAUGCGGAAGCAGAAAUGUACCGUAUAGCUAAAAUAACUUUUAAAAAAAUUACGUUCUCUAGAUUGAAAUAACGUCGCUUGUUAGCCGUUCAAAAAUAGAUAUAAGCCUCCGUAACUGGUUGAGCUAAAAACCCUGAAUGAUUUUUCAGUGCCCAUCAAAGUUGCACUAGCACGUAGCGGGUCUUAUAUUGAGAUGUAUGGGUCAGAUCCAUUAAGAGGUUAAUACUAAAUUUAUUAUAAAUAUCGAAAUUUAGCAAUUUACUUUAUUGACGAAUUCGCGGGUCAAGAUUAUAUAGAUCUGCACGUGCUUAAUCAAGUUACAACUGGAGACAUUAAGCCUCGAAUUCGCCGGCGCUACUGUCUAUUCCGGACCGCAAAAUGUUAUAAACGAAUCCGGUGGACAUCGAAAUUAAGUAACUUUUUAACUAGUUGGGCCAGAGUGAUUGUUGUUAUACAUGUUCGAGAUAGUCUCAUAUAUUUUUUAGAGCGCUCUGAACAGCCAUAUAGCUACUAUCCGCGUUCCUGGAUGUGCUUUCUCUACCGAUAGCUUCUUAAGUUAAAUCGAUAGUGGAAUACACUUGACCAUCAGUUGCCCUUUUUAGGACAUAAAAAACCUCGUAGGCUGAUGCAUUUAAAACGAGAGAAUAACCAGAUUGAAAUCAAUGUUCAGUAUUAUUUUGCUUAAUGCAAGAAGAAGUUAGGGCAUGGCAACGAGGUUUGGUGUUGUUAUUAAGCGACCACAUUGCGUACGCUUGAUUGUCGUACCGAAGGUCUAUGAACCUCCGAGACAACUCGAAAUAGCAUUCAUUGUCUGAUUCUCCGCAUUGCCUUAUUGCUAUACAAGCAGAUGCAUCUCAUGUCCAUGAACCUACUCAACAUUGCCAUCGAACUCAAUUUCUAUUCAGGACAAAGCCAAGCUCUUAUCUGGUUUCUAUUUCACUAACGGUAGAGAUUAAAGCAUGUCUCAUCUAUAGCGGCCGUAUGCUCUACAUAGGCUUUUUGUUGAUUAAAGUUCUGCAAAUAGCACGUGGAAUACACCACGCGCAUUUCCAACUGGCCUCGAGUCAAUUUAGAAUAAACAAUUUUUUGUUCGGGAUUUUCAGUAUUCGGGUUCUGUAGCACGUUUUAUGUGAAAUGCCAGCUUCGGCUGACUCGAAGCCUUGCUUUCACAAAAAGCUUCCUCGAUUGCAGCAAUGCGUUCCCGUCCUUCGGGUCUUGUCACCUGGUCGCCUUUUUACCAACCUUCAACAGUUCACAGAACGUUUGCGCCAUUCACGUACUGUGUCUUCGUCUAAAGGUCCCUUGCCUAAUGGGUUUACCAAUCUUCAAUGGAUUUCUGCAACGCGGUUACCUGCUAGUAAAAGUGUAAUCACUAAGUGGUGGUUUUCAACACCAAAAUAUGUUUUACCUACUGAACUCAUUUGUUUUAAAGUAAACCGGUUUUUACCAGUAUAUUUCUAAAAAUACGGAACCUAUACCUGCAAAACUUCGCCCGCUAUGACCACACAGUUGAAAAUUACUUCAUUUCAAAAAUAACCAGAUUCGUUUAUAACAGCUUAGUACAUAGCUUAUCUUAGUGUUCCAUUAUUGUACAAUUGCCAAUCCAGUUCCGAACUAAAGCUACUCUCGGCAUACUGCGAGUGGGUUAAACAAAAUCAGGCAUAAACGAAAAAUAUCCGCCUGAAGCGCCUUACACUGAUCAGGAUGAGAGAGGGCCAUUUGGGUUGACAGACGUCAUCAACAAGAAUCGGUCGAGGACUAAUUAUAACAAUAGAUGACAGAGCUCUCAAAUAGGAAGUUCGUUCUCGUAAGUCAGAACAUAAUUAUUCGACUGACGGAGCGUCUUUGAGCCUCUCCAUUAGAGCCGAGCUUGUUUAGAGGAACGUGUGCCGAGUAAAUAUCAAUGGGCCACUAGUCAGAAAGUGGGCUGUGGCCAGUGCGCGAGGCUUGCCUGUUUCGCCGUUGAUGUAAAACAGUGGUCGCCUUUUUAUAAUCACAAAAAGCUCACAUACGAUUGUGCUUAGAAGUGACGAAGCUACGACUCAAGCAUCGUUUCCAUUGUGCCUACGAUCCAUUCAAGGCCCACUGUGCUGAGCGGCGAAACAGCAAGCGAAGUCCAACUAACGCGACUUCGAACAAGCAGCACGCGAAUCGUAGAGUCGCUGAUGGAACUAAUUAAUGAUUUAAUAUCGGUAGCGGUUUUUCAAAGAAGACGCAUUACCGAUAGUUUUCGUUCUCUUGUUAACGUCGAAGCAAUGGCCGUUAUAGGUGAUUAUCUGGAUACAACCUAAGUGUGUAGCGAGAAAACGCCGGAGGACAAGAGGAUUUGCUGUAAUAACAUCGAAUAUAUCGAAAUUUUCAGUACCAGAUGAGUUGAGUUUGUGCUCGCGCAAGCGAACAACGCAGUGUAGUUCAAGGCAUCUACUGCACAAGUCCGAGAGUAGAACUUAAUGGUGCGCGUUCCACCAUCCUGUUUGAGACUGACGAACGGUUCCAGCGAAGUAUUUUCCAUGACCCAACCGGCUGCAAUAACAAUGCAGAUCGAAUCCAGGAACUGCCGAAACAAUGCAGAGUGAACUGCUUACGAAGCUCAAGUUCCCUGGCCUAUAAUUACAUAGUUCAACUUUAGAACGAGCCUUUUCAGGCAAGCCAAGCCACAAAGUACCAAAUUACUAUUCAACAAGUCGGGGCG